Cyprinodon tularosa is the source of this 1442-nucleotide messenger RNA. It is a transcript of the gene rassf6, whose product is annotated as Ras association domain family member 6. The transcript is spliced from 11 exons. Bases 114 to 1160 code for a protein of 348 amino acids. The record is from RefSeq and is a predicted model, not a curated record. NCBI's taxonomy places the organism in Eukaryota, Metazoa, Chordata, Actinopteri, Cyprinodontiformes, Cyprinodontidae. Gene Ontology annotation, biological process: signal transduction.
AGAGAGAGAGAGAGAGAAGCUGGAAAAAGAUUUCUCAAAACACAAAAAGAAAGAAACGGAGACAAAGACUUAAGAAGUUAGAUUUUCAUCGUUGGAGGAGUAGCUAAACAGAGAUGAAGACAGUGUCUCCGCCUCCAGUGAUCCAAGCAGGGGAAGGGAGGAAACUGUCCAGAGCUGAGUUUUUGUCCCUCUUGAACACCUACAACUGCUACCUAAAGGACCAGUCUCAGCUGCAUCUCACCUAUUUUCAGGGGGAUGAUGGAGAGGUGACAGUGGAGGGGUUCCUCAACAUCUCUUGGGGAGUACGAAGACCAAUCAGACUGAAAAUACAGGAUGAUAAACAGAUAUUUCCCUUUGAGCCCCCGACUACAGCUGAUCCCACCAGUCCAAUCAGUCCUGUGGGCAGCACAAGCACUAUGUCCCGAUGGGGAGAAUACAGUGAGCUUAACCAGAUAGAUGAGAUGGCAGAGAUAGAGGCGGCACAGGAAACCGUCAUCAAAGAUCCUUUACCUGGUCCUCCUGUUUAUGAGACUGCCACUCUUCGUCCUGUGAGGCUUAGAAGCCACGAGCCGGAGCCGGAGUCCAACCUGGUUCGCUGCAUGAGCGAUGCCUCGCUGGUGAAGAGGAGGAGGGGAAAGGGAAAAUCUGCAGCACAAAGGGAGAAAGAAAAACAACAUCGCUUUUCUAUCAACGGGCACUACUAUAACUAUAAAACGUCCAUAUUCACUCCCUCUUUUGGGACUUCGACUAAAGUUCGCAUCUCUAGCAGGAUGACCACAGACCAAGUCAUCGAACAGCUGCUCAGCAAAUUUAAGAUAGAAAAUAAUCCCCAGGAGUUUGCACUGUACUGUGUUCACCAGAGUGGAGAAAAGAAAAAGCUGAGUCAGCGAGACCAUCCACUGUGGGAACGAAUACUGCAGGGUCCCUCUGAAAACAUCACCAAGAUCUUCUUGAUGGACAUGCAUGAAGAGGAAGUCAGCAAUGAUGUGGCUCAGUAUCUGAAUCUGGAGCUCCCCAUAUUGGAUCAGGUUCUUCUUCAACUCAAAGAGGAGGAAAACAGAGAGAUCCAAAGGGUCAUCAGCAAGUACCAACAUCAACACAGACUUCUGUCUCAUAUGCUGAACUUUAAGAUGUCCCCUCACAUAGAAACCAGUGUCUGACCAUCUCUGAACUCAAUUACUGAAAGGAAGAAAGACUGUCUAUGGGGACCUUUUUCAUUCAUCACAAAAUGUGGAUCGUGAUUAAUAUUUUUGGAAUAUAUCAACAAAAACCAUCACAAACAAUACAGAAAAUAAUCCAGUUUCAAGUCCUACAGAAGGAAUCAAAUGUACCAAUGAUGUUUUGUUUGUUUUGUUUUACUGUGAAUUAUGCAAUUGUAAAUGUUGAUGCCAAUAUGACUAAAUCAGAUGCCCACUGAAUUAAAACAUUGCUGGAUGAUAUAA